AUGCGUACCGGGCGUAACCGCAACCUCCCCCUCCCACCAAUCAUGGACCCGGCAGUGCAGGCUGCGCGCCAGCGCUGGACAGAGCCGAAGCUCGCUCCGCCUCGAGUUAAGGACAUGACGCCCUUCCAGCAGAAGCUGUACCGCAACCCGUACGCCCACGCACUCGGCACUCCCGUCCGCGCAUGCCGCUCCUCAGGCACUCACCUCCCAAGCCACUUCUUCCUCCGCCUACAACCGACCCUUCACCCAGAGACGUCUGAGCCAUGGCUUCUUCCCACCGCACUCUCAGCUGCCGCACUUCCAGGACCAGGACAGCCCCUUCCCCCGGCCCCCUCAGCAUACACACUCCUGCGCCAAUCCUGGCUAGAGUAUCUUGGGCCCCCACCCCCGGUAGGAGGCUUUGCAACAGCCUGGGCCGGCGGCAAAGCCAGAGCGAAAGGCAAAGCCCCUGGCCGCUGGCGCGACUCGCUGAACAUGCGGAUCUUCGAGCGAGUCGGCACUGAGGCGCGCAAGCUCACGUGGCGGGAAGACAUGCCCGACCUGGUGCUACGGUUGUUGAGAAAAGUCGCGUUCCGCGCGCUGCAGUGGGGAUUUGUGCGGCCCGGGGGCGGGGGAGUGGUGAGACGCAUUGAUGGGGAGGGAUUAAGUCGGUUGGAGGAAGUUGAGGAUGUAGGCGCGGUGGUCUUCCUCCGCCGUCUCGCCGAGUCGCCCGCCCUCCGCCGCGUCCGCACAGAUGUCAUGGCGGCGAUAGACGAAGGUGAUGAACUCGCAACCGUCGUCCGAAAGCUUGUAGCCACUGCGCGGAAAGCCGCUUUGAAGAAGGGCGCCCAGCCCACCUACCAGCAGCUCACAGAGCCGCCCCCGCCCCGCCUGCAGCCGCAGAUUGUGUAUCCCGCACUCGAAUACCCGACGAUGCAGUGGCGGGGCAGGCAAGUCCCAGUGUAUGAUCUACAGGAGUUGCUGGGUGCUGAGGCGUUGGAGGAGUUGGUGGGAGGAACGGCAUGGAAGGAAGAUGAGGCCGUGGUGUUGAGGGAUAACAUUGGGGCACUGGGGGCGCAUUUGGCGCUUACCGGCUUGAAGGAUUAUGUUAUUAGGUAG
Aplosporella prunicola CBS 121167 is the source of this 1098-nucleotide messenger RNA. RefSeq lists its product as uncharacterized. Bases 1 to 1098 code for a protein of 365 amino acids. The record is from RefSeq and is a predicted model, not a curated record. NCBI's taxonomy places the organism in Eukaryota, Fungi, Ascomycota, Dothideomycetes, Botryosphaeriales, Aplosporellaceae. The transcript has 2 exons.